CGAAGCCCCCUCCCCAGCAGCCGGCCGGCCGGCGGCAGCUCCGAUCUGGGCGCUCGCAGGUGCCACGCGGGGAGGGGGCGCAGCGCCCAGGGCUCCCUGCUGCUGCCAAGGCGCACGGGCACUGCCAAGGGGAGGCUGGCACCGGCGGCGCUCCGGGUCGGCGCCGCUUCACUUGUGGGUGUUUUGCAGAGCCCCCCACCUGCAACAAAGGAGAUCGCCACCUGCCCAGGUACACCCACCGCAAAGAGGGAUUCCCCAGCUACCUGCCAAAGAAGACCCCCCCCCCCCCAACCAGCCAUGGACCGCAGCCGGCCCGGUCGCCUCUCUUGAGCGCCCCCUGCUGGACAGCAGCGGCAGCGCCAUGGCCGCCCAGUGACCCCUGACCUCUGCCCACUGAACCCUGCCAGCAUGGAGAAGACCUACUCCCUGACGGCCCACUACGACGAGUUCCAGGAGGUCAAGUACGUGAGCAAGUACGGGGGCGGCGCCACCUUGCCCAACGGCUUCAACUUGCAGCUGGGCACCUCCGGGCCCAAAAAGCCACGCAGCGGCCUGCCCCGCUGGAGCCAGCGGGAGAUCUGCCUGCUCUCGGGGCUGGUCUUCGCGGCGGGGCUGUGCGUCAUCUUGGGCUGCAUCCUGGUGCUAAAGUACCUGGCGGCUGAGCACGACGCCUACUGCCUGGAGGGAUGCCAGGAGAGGAAGGCCUUCGUCAAGGCGUCCCGGUUCAUCGGCAGCAACAUCGACCCCACCAUCGACCCCUGCAAAGACUUCUACUCCUUUUCGGCCCACCUGCGGAGAGGGUGGCUCGCGCCCGGCCACGCCAUCCCCUUCGAGGACAAACUCAUUCACGGCACUAUCGCGCCGCCAUCAGCUGAGAACAGAGCGAGGGAGAAACUGCAGCAGCUGCUCAUGCGUCCCGUGCGGCGGGGCUACCGGGCCUCGGCUGAGCGCAAAGUCAAGGAGUUCUUCCAGUCCUGUCUGGACAUGGCCGAGAUCGACCGGCAGGGUGCCCGGCCCAUGCUGGAGGUCAUUGAGGAUUGCGGCGGGUGGGACAUGGCCCUGACGGGCAGGCAGGCCCGCUGGGAUUUCAACGAGCUCCUGUACAAGACGCAGGGGGUCUACAGCACUGCCGUCUUCUUCUCGCUCACCGUCAACCUGGACGACAAGAACUCCUCGCGCUACGUCAUCCGGAUUGAUCAAGAUGGACUGACGCUGUCUGAGCGAACCCUCUACCUGGGACAGGAUGAGGAAAGCGGAAAGAUCCUGGCUGCCUACCGGGUGUUCAUGGAGCGUCUCUUGGGCCUGUUGGGGGCAGAACACGUGGAGCAGAAAGCCAGCGAGAUCCUGCAGCUGGAACAGAGGCUCGCCAACAUCACAGUCUCUGAAUACGACGACCUCCGCCGCGACAUCAAUUCCAUGUACAACAAGGUGACAUUGGGGGAGCUGCAAGCCAUUAUGCCGAAUCUGAAAUGGAAGCGGCUCCUCGACCGAAUAUUCCACGACAACUUUUCAGAAGACGAGGAGGUGGUUCUGCUGGCCACCGAUUACAUACAACGGGUAUCGGAGCUCAUCCACACCACACCAAUCAGGAUCCUCCACAACUACAUGCUGUGGCGCAUCGCAGUGGUGUUGAGUGAGCAUCUUUCCACGCCCUUCCGGGAUGCCAUCCAUGAGCUUGCCAAGGAGAUGGAGGGAGCCGAGAAGCAGCAAGAGCUGGGCAAAGCGUGCCUGAGCCAGGCCAACAAACACUUCGGCAUGGCCUUGGGAGCCCUCUUCGUGGAAGAGUAUUUCUCCUCCACCAGCAAGGCCAAGGUGCAACAGCUAGUAGAAGACAUCAAACAUAUCCUGGACAGGCGGUUGGAAGAGCUGGACUGGAUGGACGAUGCCACGCGGCGGGCGGCACGAUCGAAGCUCCAGCACAUGAUGGUGAUGAUCGGCUACCCAGAUUUUCUGCUCAACCCGGAGGCCAUCGACAAGGAAUACGAGUUCGAAGUCCACGAGAAAACCUACUUCAAGAACAUCCUCAAUAGCAUCAAAUUCAGCAUUAAGUUGUCGGUGAAGAAGAUCCGUCAGGAGGUGGACAAGUCAGCGUGGCUGCUACCCCCACAGGCGCUGAACGCUUACUACCUUCCGAACAAGAACCAAAUGGUGUUUCCAGCCGGGAUCCUUCAACCUACUCUCUACGACCCAGAAUUCCCUCAGUCCCUGAAUUAUGGGGGGAUUGGCACCAUCAUCGGGCAUGAGCUGACACAUGGCUAUGACGAUUGGGGAGGCCAAUAUGACCGUCAUGGCAACCUGAUGCACUGGUGGACCGACACCUCCUACAGCAAGUUUCUGAAAAAGGCCGAAUGCAUCGUCAACCUGUACAACAAUUUCACCGUCUACAACCAAGGGGUGAAUGGAAAACACACACUGGGGGAGAACAUCGCUGACAUGGGGGGGCUGAAGCUCGGCUACCAGGCCUACCAGAAAUGGGUGCGGGAACACGGCCCCGAGAGUCCUCUGCAACGGCUCAAGUACACACAUGAACAGCUUUUCUUCAUUGCUUUUGCCCAGAACUGGUGUAUCAAACGGCGCUCACAGUCCAUCUACCUGCAGGUGCUGACUGACAAACAUGCUCCUGAACACUACAGGGUUCUCGGCAGCGUCUCCCAGUUUGAAGAAUUCGGCCGGGUCUUCCACUGCCCCAAGAACUCGCCCAUGAACCCGGCUCACAAAUGCUCCGUCUGGUGAAACGCCAACUCACUCUCCCCCACACCCCAAUGCGUGCACUCGACGUGUGCCGAGGUACCCGCUGGAUCUGUUGCUGCUCUGUUCCUCACCUGGCUGGACAAAGGGGUAAAACCCACCUGCCGCUGAAAUGUGGCCCUCCUCUAGGCACGGAUGGACAAACCGAACGGACUAACGGCCAUGGGGAAGAGGAGGAUGGAAAACGUAGGAAUAGGCGCCGUGCUCUGCCCCCUGCCUUGCCCAGAUCAGCGCUCACCUGGGUUGGGUCAUCUGUUUUGGGAAAAUGCAGAGGGGACAGCUGGAAACCGGCUGUGGCACCAGGCUGGGCCUCUCUCUAUCAGCCCAGCUUUUACCAUGGCAACAGAGCAGAGAGAGUAGGGCCUGUUUCUCCAGCCAGCACUAAACAAAAUGGCGACAUUUGGACUGACGCUUGACAGUGACAAAACAGGCUGCCUGCAAAAUUCACUCAAAAUGGUAUUUCUGACUUCCAAGUCCUGCCUCUCUCUUCUCACACCCCCCUGAAAUCUCCUCAGCCCCAGAAUGAUGUACGCCGUCCCCCCACCCCCCGGCAGCCUUCUUUGAAAACAGGCAGGACCUAGGGUUGCUAAUUUCCAGGUGGAGUUCUCCUGGGAUUAUAACUGCUGCAGGAAAUGGUGGCUUCUGUGGGGAAAACUUUAUGGUAUACCACAGAGUCUAGGAGUGAAAGAAGUCCUAGAGUGUCACUGCGUCCCCACUAAGCUCCGUUCCAUCCUCAGUCUAUUUUCUCCAGGUACCGCCCCCAGGAAUUUCUCAAGCUGGAGUUGGCAACCCUAGCAGAAUUGCUGUCCCUAAGAGGGAGGGGGACAGCCACACAGUCUCUCCCCCCCCCCCCCCAAUAUGUCUAGCCUGGCCGCCAUGCAAUGGCGCAGGCUCCUCCCCCUGAGCUAAAGCAUGACUGAGCUAGGGCUGUAGCACAAGGGAGACCUGGCCGGGGGAGGAUUCGCAACCGGCUCCUCUUCGAGUCCUGCCCCCUACCCUCAUCGCCACCACUCCUGGCCACCAGGUGGCGCUGUCUGGGCACUCGGAGGGGAGCAGCUCUUUGUACAGAUAUUUGGCGCUGUAUUUUUCUGCUGCUGCUGGUUAUGUUGAAUUAAAAAGCCAAAACUGUUUUGUCUGCAUGGCAAA
Molecule: messenger RNA, 3894 nt
Organism: Sphaerodactylus townsendi
Lineage: Eukaryota; Metazoa; Chordata; Lepidosauria; Squamata; Sphaerodactylidae
Gene: ECEL1
Product: endothelin converting enzyme like 1
Biological process (GO): protein processing
Cellular component (GO): plasma membrane
Molecular function (GO): metalloendopeptidase activity
Source: RefSeq, a predicted model, not a curated record